Messenger RNA from Zingiber officinale, 1244 nucleotides. RefSeq names its product putative nuclease HARBI1. Bases 66 to 1217 code for a protein of 383 amino acids. The transcript has 3 exons. The record is from RefSeq and is a predicted model, not a curated record. NCBI's taxonomy places the organism in Eukaryota, Viridiplantae, Streptophyta, Magnoliopsida, Zingiberales, Zingiberaceae.
UUCCUAUUACCGAACAACGGCGAAAACUAAAGAAACUAUUAUUGCUUCAACAAACAACCAACAAUAUGUUGGUCUUGUUAUUUGCUCUAUAUUAUGUACUCAUUUGUUCAUACCUUCGAGAUAAUGUUCGUCAUAUCAAAACAAAAGAAGAAAAAAGAGUCAAUCGAAUGAGAUGGAUGUGUAGAUUGACAAUGGAUUGUGAUUCUGCUUGCAUUAGUCAACUUCGCAUGGAUAGAGCAACCUUUAGGAUAUUGUGUGAUAUGGUAGCAAACAUUGGAGGACUAAAACCCACUAAGAACACAUCCAUAGAGGAGGUUGUAGCAAUGUUCAUAUAUACCUUGGCUCAUCACAAAAAAAGUAGAACAAUUAGCCUACUUUUUUACCGUAGUACAGAAACAGUGAGUCGGCAAUUUCAUCAAGUUCUUAAUGCAAUUUUAAAAUUAUAUCCUAUUUUGCUCAAGAAGCCAGAACUUAUUACUCAGGAUUGUCAAGAUGAGAAGUGGAAAUGUUUUCAGGGAUGCUUAGGAGCGUUAGAUGGAACAUUAAUUAAAGUUACACCUCCUACAGAAGAUAAACCUCGUUAUCGCACUAGAAAAGGGCGUAUUUCAACUAAUGUAUUAGGUGUUUGUUGCCCAAACAUGCAAUUCAUAUAUGUAUUGCCUGGUUGGGAGGGAUCAGCACAUGAUGGUCGUGUGCUUCGAGAUGUGAUAUCAAGACCGCAUGGUCUAAGGGUCCCUCGAGGUUGUUAUUACUUGGUUGACUCUGGAUAUUGCAAUGCAAAUGGAUUUCUUGUCCCAUACCGAGGACAACGAUAUCACCUAAAAGAAUUUGAUGGCCAUCAACCGGAGACACCAGAGGAAUACUUCAACAUGAAGCAUUCCAAGGCUAGGAAUGUUAUAGAAAGAUGUUUUGGGUUGUUAAAAGGGAGAUGGAAGAUUCUUGCAUCACCAUCAUUUUUCUCCAUUCAAACCCAAAUUCGGAUUAUCAUGGCAUGUUGUCUUAUGCAUAAUUUGAUUCGCAAGUUUAUGAGCUUUGAUCCACAAGAGUCACUUAUAGCAGAUGAGGAAGAGGAAUCUGAUCGGGGAAGUGACAAUGAAGAAGUAGAGUAUAUUACGCAAAUUAAUCCAAGCAAUGGGUGGUCAUCAUUUAGAAAUAAUAUGGCAACCAAUAUGUAUAACACAUUGUCUACUAGACCUAGUGGCAAUGUUAGUGAUUGAGUUCUAUUUUGUAAGAAUGUUAUAACA